AAGAGAUUGAAUGAUGUCAACAGAUAGUGAAAAACGUUCUUGUUCUACUGGUCUAUUAGAGAAGAUAUAAAAGUUUUGAAUUCACUAAUAUAUUAUGGAAGAUUAGAGAACGAAUCUGACAAUGGUGAAGAAUUUGCCAUUAUCUUAAGAUUUCAAUAGAACGAAGGUUUAUGCAAGUGAUAGAGGGAGAGAUGAUUUCCGAUCAUUGCUAUGUCGUCCGGAUUUCUUCGUCAAGGCCGUCCGGUUUGUCAACCGGCUUCAGCCCGACAUCCAUAUGCCUCUUGUGAUGUGGUUUGUCGGUUACUUUCCCGGAAUCUUCUGGCUCCUUUAGCAGAAUUGUCCGGUGUCGCCGUCCUCCAUCGGUUGGUUCCUCUACCAACGGUGGUUGGCUCUUGUCUAGCUUCUCCGUCGUCCCUCUCCGGCGGUUUAGGCUAGCUUUUGGCCGGAUUUCUUUUCCGGUUUUGUUUUAUGUUCUCGUUUUCUAUAGAUCCAGUUUGAUUUUGCUCCUUUGUGUUCUAACUCUUAGAGGGCUCAAUUCCUUGAACCUCCUUUGUUUAAAGGGCUCAAUUUGUUUUUCAAGCUUAUCGAUUUCAAUUAUAUAAGAACAAAUUAGAGUUGUGGAUUGGGGUUUUCUCUAGUGCCUUUGAGUUGGGUUUUAUGCAAUUGAGUCAAUUGUCAUAUUGGUUUUUGGAAACGAGUGUUUUUAUUUUACUUUUAGGUGUUCAUGGAAGUUCCAUUGGCUUAAGUUCUACGCUGAUGUCGUUUGAAGAUCAUGAUAUGACUACCCAGGGGAGAUUUUCCUUUGCGAAUUCGAAGAUGAAGAAGAUUGAUGGGAUUCUCUGAAUUUGGUGUUGCUCCAUCGGACAAGCUUGAAGUCUUGGUGGUUCCUGGUAGUUUUGGAGUUCCCUGCGAUGACUAACCAAAUCGGCGGUGGCCGUGAUAACAAAUGUUUCUUCUGCCCACGUGCUUCAACCUCGCUUGAUAACUUACAUGUGGUUUUGCGUUGGACUACAUCAAUUACUUCCUAAAAGGGUUUCUUAUUUCAACUGGGCUUUCUUUUAGUUGGGCUUUUAUCUUUAUUUUGUUUUUGUCUGCAGUCUGAAAGUUGAGUUUCCACUCUUGUAACCUUUACAAUCUUUGGUUUAAAUAAUAGCCAACACUUAUGAG
This is a messenger RNA of Arabidopsis thaliana (thale cress), 1167 nucleotides long. RefSeq lists its product as uncharacterized. The record is from RefSeq and is marked reviewed. Lineage: Eukaryota; Viridiplantae; Streptophyta; Magnoliopsida; Brassicales; Brassicaceae. The transcript is spliced from 2 exons. Bases 211 to 435 code for a protein of 74 amino acids.